Glycine soja is the source of this 972-nucleotide messenger RNA. Its product is annotated as homeobox-leucine zipper protein ATHB-40-like. Gene Ontology annotation, molecular function: DNA-binding transcription factor activity, RNA polymerase II-specific; sequence-specific DNA binding. NCBI's taxonomy places the organism in Eukaryota, Viridiplantae, Streptophyta, Magnoliopsida, Fabales, Fabaceae. Gene Ontology annotation, biological process: positive regulation of DNA-templated transcription. Bases 140 to 787 code for a protein of 215 amino acids. Gene Ontology annotation, cellular component: nucleus. The transcript has 3 exons. The record is from RefSeq and is a predicted model, not a curated record.
AAGGUCUAUGUUGUCUCUCCAAAAACACAUCGUCCUUUUAAGAAGGAGAACAUUAACAUCACACUGGUUUUGCGAUCAAAGAGAUCGAAGCCAGUGAAGAGCGAGCGAGAGAGCUAGGAACGUAACAUAACAUACCACAAUGAAUCAUCGACCACCUUUCCAAGACCACAUGAUGCUCAUGUCUCAGUUAUUCCCUGCUGAUGCAUACACUCAAAUUAUUUCUCAACAAGGAGAGACUAAUAAGAAGCCAAGACGCCGUCGUAACAAGAAGAACAAAGGAGGAGAAAACGGUGCCUCGGAAGCCAACAAGAAGAGGAAGCUUAGUGAGGUGCAAGUUAAUUUACUUGAACAAAACUUUGGAAAUGAACGCAAACUUGAGUCCGAAAGAAAGGAUAGGCUGGCAAUGGAGCUUGGUUUGGACCCUCGACAAGUUGCUGUGUGGUUUCAAAACAGAAGAGCCCGUUGGAAGAACAAAAAGUUGGAAGAAGAGUACUCCAGCCUUAAAAAAAAUCAUGAAGCCACCUUGCUUGAGAAAUGUUGCCUGGAGAGUGAGGUGUUGAAGCUCAAAGAGCAACUUUCUGAGGCAGAGAAAGAGAUUCAGAGGCUGCUAGAGAGUGCCGAGAGAGUCCCAAGCAACAGUUCUAGUUCGUCACAGUCACAAUCAAUGGAAGCGGUGGACCCACCAUUCUUUGGGGAAUUUGGAGUUGAUGGAUAUGAGGAUGAUGUGUUUUACGUGCCUGAGACCCAUUACAUCAACGGCAUGGAAUGGAUUAAUCUGUAUAUGUAAAACUACCAAUAGGAAUUUAGAAUUUUGUAGAUAAUGUGAAUGGUCCAAUGUAUAUUAAUUGUUCCUAGCUAGCUAGGUAGCUAAGUGUGUUUGUUUCACUAUGGUUUGGAAAUUGGAAAGUAUCCAUUAACAUAAUAAUUUGCAAUUUGACCCGAAAUGGUAGUAGUAUCUUCGUUUGUGUGCAA